GCUCCUCCCACAGCCCCGCCCUCCCUUCGUCACAUCCGGGCUCCGCGGGGCAGCUGCCGCUUCCUGUCGGUCCUUCCGAGCGCUCCGGGUGCGCAGCGGCUCCGUGUCGGCGGCGCGAUGUCAGCCAACGUCCCCGGAAACACAAAUGUGCCUGCUGGUAGCAACCGUCGGCUUCAGCAAACUCAGCAUCAAGUAGAUGAGGUUGUUGACAUCAUGAGGGUGAAUGUGGACAAGGUGCUGGAAAGAGAUCAGAAGCUGUCGGAGCUGGAUGACCGUGCUGAUGCGCUGCAAGCAGGAGCUUCCCAGUUUGAGACCAGUGCGGCCAAGCUGAAGAGAAAGUAUUGGUGGAAGAACUGUAAGAUGUGGGCAAUAUUGAUAGCUGUUGUCGUCAUCAUCAUCAUCAUCAUCAUUGUCCUGGCGGUGCCCAAAUGAGUCCCGAGGAGCGGCUCACACCGAAGGUGCCUUUAUCCUCCCUGCUCCAUCCCCGCUGUCCUCAGCCCAUCUGCUGCUGUUCAAAGCGAAACUCCUGAUGAUUGAAUCGUUCACGUUACCUGGUUGCCUUAA
Coturnix japonica (Japanese quail) is the source of this 564-nucleotide messenger RNA. It is a transcript of the gene VAMP3, whose product is annotated as vesicle associated membrane protein 3. Gene Ontology annotation, cellular component: membrane. Lineage: Eukaryota; Metazoa; Chordata; Aves; Galliformes; Phasianidae. The record is from RefSeq and is a predicted model, not a curated record. Gene Ontology annotation, biological process: vesicle-mediated transport.